Molecule: messenger RNA, 7344 nt
Organism: Syngnathus acus (greater pipefish)
Lineage: Eukaryota; Metazoa; Chordata; Actinopteri; Syngnathiformes; Syngnathidae
Gene: foxp4
Product: forkhead box P4
Exons: 18
Coding region: 550-2700 (716 amino acids)
Biological process (GO): regulation of transcription by RNA polymerase II
Cellular component (GO): nucleus
Molecular function (GO): DNA-binding transcription repressor activity, RNA polymerase II-specific; RNA polymerase II cis-regulatory region sequence-specific DNA binding
Source: RefSeq, a predicted model, not a curated record
ACGCUGCCCUGGUGAUUCGAGGCUGAUUUCCAGCGAGGGAGCGUCAGAGUGGAUGGCAAAAAAAGAGCGGAGCGGCGGCGGACGAAGUUUGUGGCGCUGAAAAAAAAAGAAGCAAUAGACAAAACGAGUGAGACUUUUUUUAUUUUAUUUUUUGGACGAGAUAGGGAGAGAGGGGAGCCAAGCAGAAGUUGCGCACGGUGGCACACUUUGAGCGGCGCAUUUGUUGUGACUUGACUCCAGAAGCGCACAAAAGAAGCCAACAACAAGAAGAGGACUAAUUCGCGAGCACGCUUUUGUAGUCUUCGCUUCUCUUCUUCUCGUUUUUAUUUUAUCCUCAAUCGUUAUUUUUUUGUUUUUUUUAAGAAGUUUCCCAUUUUGCCCCUGUGUGCAUAUCGCUCCCCUCCACCGGCGUGUGUGGCCUCUUUUUGUCGCCGAGAGAGCGAGGGGACGCGCGGGGGGCCGAGAGGAGCCGGAGCCGGGCUGUCCACAUGCUCCAACCGCUGGCGUGAAAGUUGACUUCUUCCCAACACAAGAGAACAGGUGCCAGUGAUGAUGGUGGAAUCAGCCUCUGAGACCAUUCGAACGACACCGUCCGGCCAGAACGGAGUCAGCAGCCUCAGCAGCCAAUCAGACGGCGGAGGAGGGAGAGAGGGCGGGUCUAACGGAGACGUAAAUGGGGAAAUCAGCCCGGUCGAUCUACUGCACCUGCAACAGCAACAGGCUCUUCAGGCAGCCAGACAGUUCCUCCUCCAGCAGGCCUCUGGACUCAACUCCCCCGGCAGCAACGAGGUCAAACAGAGCCCCGUGCAGGUCCCUGUAUCCAUGGCUAUGAUGAGCCCCCAGAUGAUCACUCCGCAGCAGAUGCAACAGAUCUUGUCGCCCCCUCAGCUCCAGGCCCUGCUGCAGCAACAGCAGGCGCUCAUGCUUCAGCAGCUACAGGAGUACUACAAGAAGCAGCAGGAGCAGUUGCAUCUGCAGCUCCUGACUCAGCAGCAACAGCAGCAGCAGCAACAACAACAACAGCAGCAGCAGCAACAGCAGGCCGGAAAGCAAGCAGCAAAAGAGCUCAGCAGCAAGCAGCUGGCCUUCCAGCAGCAGCUGAUCCAGAUGCAGCAGCUUCAGCAGCAGCACAUCCUUAACCUCCAGAGACAAGGCCUGGUUCCCCUGCAGCCCACCGCCGCCAUGCAGUCUCUGCAGCAAGCCAUGUGUCCGUCGGACCUCCAGCAGCUGUGGAAGGAGGUGUCGGGCGUGCCGAGCAACGACGAGGCCUUGAAGCAAGCCGAGGGCCUGGACUUGAGUACCAACAGCUCUAAUUCUACCUCAGCCUUCCCCAAAGCGGCCGGCGCUCACAUGCCACUGCACAGCCUGCCCAAUGGACAGAGCCACACCCCAAAGAGAGACAGAGCCAGACUGUUUGAGUGGAUAUCCUCCUUCACCAAGGCAGACAGUGGCGAUGACCAUGCCCCCCCAUACUCCAAAGGCAGCCAACCCCCCAUCAGCCACCACGAGGAGCAUGCCGGCUCCCAUCCUCUCUACGGCCAUGGAGAGUGUAAGUGGCCCGGCUGUGAAGCACUGUGUGAGGACAUGGGACAGUUCAUCAAGCACUUGAACAACGAGCACGCCCUGGAUGACCGCAGCACCGCUCAGUGCCGAGUCCAGAUGCAGGUGGUGCAGCAACUGGAGAUACAGCUGGCAAAAGAGAGCGAGCGACUCCAAGCCAUGAUGACCCACCUGCACAUGCGCCCAUCAGAGCCAAAGCCUUUUAACCAACCCUUGAACCUGGCUUCCAGCGGCUCUCUUCUAAAGCGUGACAAUGACGUCUACCCGGACGGUCUUCCUCACCCCCCCACCUCAGCAGCAACCCCCAUCACUCCACUGCGCCAGGGACCCUCGGUGAUCAGCUCCUCCAGCCUUCACACACACUCCCACGCGCACGGCGUCGGGCCCAUCCGCAGGCGCAACUCCGACAAAUACUGCACCCCCAUCGCCUCGGAGCUGGCUCAGAACUGUGAGUUCUACAAGAACGCCGAUGUCAGGCCUCCCUUCACUUACGCCUCUCUUAUACGUCAUGCCAUUCUGGAGUCACCCGACAGACAGUUGACUCUGAACGAGAUCUACAACUGGUUUACACGAAAGUUUGCCUACUUCAGGAGAAACACAGCCACGUGGAAGAAUGCUGUGCGCCACAACCUGAGUCUGCACAAAUGUUUUGUUCGUGUGGAGAACGUGAAAGGAGCCGUGUGGACCGUGGACGAAGUUGAAUACCAAAAGAGGAGACCACCAAAGAUGACCGGGCAAGUACACACGAGUCCCACUCUGGUGAAAAACAUGAUUUCAGGCCUGGGCUUUGGAUCCCUCAACGCCAGCUACCAGUGGGUGCAGGCGGCCCUGGCAGAGAGCAGCCUGGCUCUGCUCAACAGCCCUCCCCUGGUGACCCCUCCAUCUGCAGCCAGCCUCAACAUGCUGCACGUGGGCCAUGAUGAUGUCAGCUCCACAGUGGAGCAGGUCAACAGCAACGGCAGCUGCAGUCCCACCCUCAGCCCUCAGCAGUACAGCCACGCGGUGCACGUGAAGGAGGAGCCCACCGAGAUCGAGGAGGACUGUCGGCCCGUCUCCCUCCUGGCCGGCAUCACACACAUGCCCUUGCCGAGCGACGACCGGGACCUGGAGGACGACCUCCCCGCCGACGACCUGGAGUAAGACGGCUCCGCCGGACGGGAUCGAAGGGGCGUGGCUUAGUCAGAAGAAACGAUAGCAAGAAGAGAAAAAAAAGAAAACGAGAAUGUUUUUUAUUUUUAUUUGUCGUUCUGGGCAAGCAACCCGAGGAUGACAUUGAGAAACUCCAAACAGGGUUUGAAGACCUCCGUUACUUUAAGUCUGUGGAGCACUGCUUUAACUUCACAUCUCUUUCCACAAACACACACCUACACACACACACGUAUACACGCACACACUGGCGCACUCCUUCACUAGUGGAAGCCUCCUUCAGCUUCGUGGAGACCCCAAGAGCUCUUUUUCCUCCUCACUCAGGCGGCCCGGCGAGUCGCGCAGGCCCACAACUGUACAUGCGCGUGCGACCAUGUGUAUAUAUCCGUAGAUCCGGAGCAUUCGCCAAGGGAGGGAGGGGAGUGCAGUAUACCUCUCCAUCUACCAAACACACUUUGGAGUCAAUCUUUCAUCAGACCCAAACGUUUGGCUUUCAGGAUGGGAAGUGAGGAAAGAUGCUUUCAAAGAAGAAUACCUCGAACUGCGCCAACCCAACACAUCGUCUCGACAUUUGUGACCGGGAGGGGGCGUGGCCCCUCUUUGCUUGUGAGAUAUAAAAAAAAAUAAAGAGGAAUAAGAAAACAUUGUCCCAGCCACCCAAAAAGACUGCAAGAAAAGGAACAUCCAUUGCCGUCUCUUCUCCUUCGUUUGGGAUGUCGAGAUGAGUUUGGAACACUCAUAGAAGAAAAUAGCCGGGAAGUGUCUAUAGAAAUAUUGUGACUUAAAAAAAAAGGAACCUGUCAAUGACAUGGAAAAAAACAUGUGGUAGCUUUAUCAUUUCCUUUUUUUAUUGAUGUUAUUAGUUGUCUUUAUUUUUGAGGAGCAUUAUUCCCAUGGUGGUGUUUCUUUUUCCGUGUAUCUUUUCUGCCGAUGCUGGUUUAUUUUUGUAUUGAUUUUGUGUUCAAUUUGUUUUUCACACCAUUUCCAAAAUGUAUGGGGAAAAAAAAAAGAGAACCCACAGUAUUGUACCCCCCCCCCUCCCUUUCACUCCCAAGUGUAGCAGGCUAGAAAUUUGGAAAUAGCACUUAAAAGUUACCAUUAUCCAAACAAAUUAUUUAACAACAUUUUUUUUUAUUAUUAUUCUGCAUUCUGUCUCAUUCAUUUAUUUUUGGUUGUGUAUUUAGUUGAGAGAUAAUGCUUUAAGAAAAAAGAUCUAUAAAAAUAUAUAUUAAUGCAGUUAGAGAAUACCUCAUCCUACAAAGGUUCCAAUUUGAAAAAGAAACAAGGGGGGACUUCUUUGCGCGGGAAACCAAAACGUGGCUCCAUUCAAAGUUCUGUGCUGGUGAUUCGUUACAGUGUCGACGCUGAUUCAAUGUGUGAGGAUGUGUUAAAGGAAUAUCACGUGAGAUGUUUUCUCUUUUUUUUUGUAUUUGCAGGAUUGCUUUCUCCAUAGUGCCAUACCAAAUUUAACAUUUGUCAUUUUUCAAAUCUAUUACCUGCUUCUUACUCCCGUCUUAUUUUUGUUACAGGUAACCAAAGAAAUGUUUAGAAAACCAAAAACCCUGUAGUUUGUUUUACCCCCCUUCCUUUUUUUUAAUUAUUAUUAUUUCAGCCUCCUUUUUAUUCUUAAAAAAAAAAACUGGCCAAAAGACAACGAACCAGUUGUUUGAGCAUUUUCUUUUUUUGUUUUUUUGUUUGAUGUAUUGUUUGACGGUUGAACAGGAUUUACAGUGCUUACCAUUCCCGCAAACCAAAGUAUGAGACUACAAAUUUGAAGUAAAAGCUUUUUUUUCCAGUUCCAAACUGCUCCUAUUAGGUAUGAGGCCAAAUAUACAAAGGAGUAUUAAAGCCACACCAAAAAGAAAAAAAUACCAGGGGGAAAAAAAAAAAAUUGUUUUGUGUAUAAUUUUAAGAAUUGAACAUUAGUUAAUAAUUGUUAAAUUACUUCUGCUUCACAACAGAACAAAAAUGACUUCCAAAAAAAAAAAAAGACUUAAACAUUUCACAGUAAACUUUGUCUUGACAUCCUGAUGAUGUGACAAUUCAUUCGCGUCAACAUUCUAAACGUUUUCCUCUUAACAUUCUCCUAUUUUUUUUUCCUUAAUUUUAGUGUGGCCUUAAUACUCCUCGGUACAAAUACAUAAGUAUUAACAUGCACAGUUCCUCUUACUAAGGCAAAAAAAAAAAAAAAAAAGCACUUAGAGGUGACAGCAUGACUCUGCCAUGCUCAGGCUAACGUGUGUUCCAAACACAAUGCGCAGGACUAAGUCAUUCCAAAAAUGUGUAGCGAGGAAUCUUUCCAUUAAGAGGGAACCAAUAACACUAAAACGAUUCCAACAUAAGAGGACAACAACCAAGGGACGUCAUCUUUAAAAAAAAAAAAAAUCACAUUUUCAUUCUUAACUUUUGCACUUGACACCAUUUUCUUAUUUAAUUGAAGAAGCAACUUAUUUCUUACAAAAAAAAAGACAGACCAAAAAGAACACUACCUCCUUUUGGAACUCUCGUCUAUACCCCCCCCCCCCCUUCCCCUGACAUUAUUCCUCACUAAUAACAACAUGUGGACUCCCCUGUCACAUACGUGUGCUUCAGCCCAAAAACAAACAAGACGGACUGUAAAGACUACCUCGCCUUAGCUGCGACCUGAAGCGCUCUCUGCAGCUCCUACGUGUCACUGGCAUGAUGGAGAACCCCCUGAUUGGGCCAAUGUACUGUUGCAGGGAAACUGUUAUCAGAUGUGAUGAUAGGCAGAAUUUAACAUACACACACACACAUACACACACAUGGGUGGCACAGAAGCAGGGCUACAUGGGUUUGUGCAAACAGCGGCUCUGACCAAAUAUCCAAAGACCCCCCCACCAAAAAAAAAAAAAAAAAGCAGUAACCACUCCACAAGAGGACACACACUCACAAAUACACACGCAUCAUGGCUCCUUCAGUCCAAACAAGAGGAACUGCUGCAUUCAGUGGAAUAUGUAGAUGAUCUUGUGCUUUAAGGUACACCUGUAAACAAGGCGCUUUUAUAAAGAUUGUUGACAGGUCACCGCGUAACAUUUCUUGGCAUAACACAAUGUAUUCUUGUAUAUUAAUGAUUGACUUAUCUCUCCGGGGCAUUCUUUCCUUUCGUUUGCGCUUGUUCAUUUUCGGUGUGUGUUUCCUGCACCUGUUUAGCUAUUGUAAAGCUCGCAGCUCUGGUUCCUAUACUGUACUGCUAAUGCUGAACUAUAUGUAUUUAUCAUAUUAAGUACUGCAGGUAUCUUGGUUUUGAUAGUUUUCUUUUUGUUUCCAUGUUUUCAGAUCUUCAUAAAAACGUCUGGGACGAUGAUUUAGUUUUUUUUAAGUGUAUUAUCGCGAAAAAAAAAGGUUAAAAGAGUAAAAGUUAGAGCAGUGGUUUUAGGUAAGAUCUGUUUGUAUAUUUAUCUUAGCUAGGUCUAUUUUGAUACUUUUUUGUCUCUGUACUGCAUUUAUGCGUUUUUAAGGAAAAAAAACACAAAUGGAUGAACUAAAAAAUUUACGUUAUGAUGUAUUGAUACCUCAGAAGGACUUCUUUUUUUUUUUUUUUUCUUCUCAAUGACAGGACCAAAACUUUUGAAAAGAAAAUGAGUGUAAGAAUAUUUAGCCUCUCUCCUGCUUUACACAAAUGUGGACUGUCCGUUGGUCCUUUCAGGUGCCAAUAUUGUGUCCCUCUGACCCCUGACCCUUGUCAUUCCUUAGCUGACCUCUGGCCUGCAGGGCUGUCAAUCAUUCGCGGGCGGGAGGGGGGGGGUGCCAAGUCACACACUUCCUCUUUUAAUCCCGCAAAGGGUUAGGGUUGCUUGCAUUGUUGAUGCUCAUCCUCCUUUUUUUUUUUUUUUUUCUUUUUUUAUAUAUUUGGCGUGGUCACGGUACCAUAAUGUAGACCGGCGCUCCGAGAUGCAGCUCUCCGUCUGACUACCAAAGUCCAAAACUCCUGAACUGUAACCAAACUGAUACCUUAACCAAACCGAAAGCGAGCUACUUCCAAAAGUCUCUAUCGACGUCACAGAUCACCUUCACUGAUAGCUGUUCUCUCUCUCUCUCGUACGUGUGUGAUGUCGGCCUCGGUGGCUUAAGCGGAGCCCCAAUUUGUCACGUGUGAUUGGACGCUUCUCAGUCUUUUAAAAGGAGGGGGGGUGGGAUUGGGUUGGGUGAGGUGGACUGUCCAAGUGGAGUAUACUAAACAAGUCCGAAUGACCACUUCAGCUCUCCUCUGGUUAAACCUUAGGAAUGUGUGUACAUUUUCAGCAGUGACUCUUCAGUGUGUUGUGAUUUAAUUUCACUUUAUUGCUUUGCUUAAUUUUGUUGCUAUUUUUUUUUUUUUUUUUGCAAGUGUCACCAGACUUAGAGGCGGGGGCUGGGUGCAGGUGGCUUUAAGACAUAGUGAAGCCUCCAUGCCGGGUAGCCAUGUCGAUGCCAGUCACUGCCCUUUCUUUCAUGCUGUAUAAAACACACACACACACACACACACACAUGCAUAUAUCUGUGUAUUUGUAACCUGAAUCUUCUUGUGUCUGUCCAUGCAGACAAUAAAAAACUGUACAGUAGGUCUAGUUGCAUGUAAUCUGUACUAAUUAUUGACAAUGGCAUUAUAAAAUGCAAUAAAAUACUUAUUACACUGUC